Messenger RNA from Aricia agestis (brown argus), 1081 nucleotides. RefSeq lists its product as uncharacterized. The record is from RefSeq and is a predicted model, not a curated record. The coding region runs from base 55 to 1029 and encodes 324 amino acids. Lineage: Eukaryota; Metazoa; Arthropoda; Insecta; Lepidoptera; Lycaenidae. The transcript has 2 exons.
CUCGGCCUUACGGGCACACGCGUUUUGUGACGACCGACGAUCGAGAAAGUAAAGAUGGGUUCCGUUCAAGAGGAGAAGCCCCCGGAAGCAGUACCGAAGACCCACGUCCGUGACAUCCGGAACACCGAGCUGGUGUCUCGACUGCUGGCAGCCACACCUCCGUACCUCUACAGCGCGCUCCCUCUCCAGCCGCACGCGUUCUUCUUCAGUGAAAUGCUGCGAUCCUUCGUGAGCGCCAGACACGGCUGCCGCCCCCCUCACUAUCACAGACGAUUCAAGCGCCGCGCCCACAAAUACUUCGCGGAGAACGAGGACUGGCGCAGGGACUGGCCCAAGCCCGAAGAAGAUAAGAAGGAGCACGAAACACGACCGGAAGUACCCCUGGAGUUGACCGUAGACAAGCAGCCUCGCGUUUGUUCCCCUCCGAGAAGGUUGUCUCCCAAAUCUGACCCUCCGAAGCCGAGCAGCCCGGGACCUCCUGGAAGACAGUCGACGUUCGUAGACGUUGGAACAGAGGAGCUACCCAAACCGGCGCCGUGCGUCGGUAGGAGUCCCCUCGAAGCGAAUUCGAUUCCUCCCUCUAAUCUCAUUCUACCCCCACCGCCGCCGAUGUGGUAUCCCCCACUCUACAAUCCCCAAUUCAGCGUCGAUCCACUCAACUUCUUCAUAGACCUUCGCGUCUCCGGACAUAUUUACGAUAGGAAACGAAUGCCGACCGAAACCGAUAAUAAUGCCAAUCCAGAGCGACCCGAAACGGGACCAGACAAGGGCAUCGGGAAGGAUUUCGGCCAGAAACCUCGGCAUUUGUCGGCUUUUUCCGUUCCCGUUCGGAAUCAGAAUCCGGAAACAGAUAAAUACUUCGAUCAAAAUAGGUAUGUUGGGAAACCAAACGGCUCCUCCUAUAUCAUGAAGAAUUUGAAACGGGUAUACGAAACCUUGCAUACAGACAGAAAAAUGGACACAAAGACGAAAGACGAAAAUGACACCAAAGCUGAAUCGACAGACUUAGAAGAUGAUAUCACGGAUUAAUUAUAUUUUAGGCUAAUUUGAAAAAUAAUAACUCUACGUGCGAGCUCAGAUA